Messenger RNA from Diaporthe citri, 1719 nucleotides. RefSeq lists its product as uncharacterized. Gene Ontology annotation, molecular function: oxidoreductase activity, acting on CH-OH group of donors; flavin adenine dinucleotide binding. The transcript is spliced from 7 exons. The coding region runs from base 1 to 1719 and encodes 572 amino acids. Lineage: Eukaryota; Fungi; Ascomycota; Sordariomycetes; Diaporthales; Diaporthaceae. The record is from RefSeq and is a predicted model, not a curated record.
AUGUUUGUGCCUCUCGAAGUGAUUCUGUUUGCUACUGCAGCCUCUGCUGUUGGCAGGAGAGCACCUGAGUACGCAAACAAUACUUACGACUAUAUAGUUGUUGGUGGAGGUGCCGCUGGCGCUGCUGUCGCAACUCGACUGAGCCAGGCGCUGAAGAACAGCAGCAUCUUAUUGAUCGAAGCUGGGCCAGCUGCCCCAGAGGAGCUGAAGAUCAAUGUUCCCGGUAUGUUUGGGUCUACAAUCGGCGGGCCAUACGAUUGGAAUUUCACCACCACGCCCCAGUCAGGCCUUGCAGAUCGUCAGGUCAACCUCACGCGUGGGAAGGUUCUAGGAGGCAGCUCUGCCCUGAAUUAUAUGCUGUGGAACCGAGCCUCGGCGCCUGAGUAUGAUGUAUGGGAGACGCUCGGGAAUCCGGGCUGGAACUGGGACAGCAUGCUCGCCGGGAUGGCCAAGUCCGAGAACUUUACAGAAAUCGACAGCCAAGACUACGGUCACGUUGGGAGGGGCACGCAAGGGCCGAUACACAAUGUCGUUGCGCGGCAGAGGACCGAGCCAGUCCAGGCCUGGGUCCCGACUCUGGAGAGUCUGGGGCUUUCGCACAACCUCGAGUCUCUCGGCGGCAAACCCAUUGGGACCAUGCUUCAGCCUAGCAGUAUCAAUCCGGACAACAGGACACGGUCUUACAGCGCCAACUCAUAUCUGCCUCGAGUCGGAUCGAAUCUUGACCUUUUGCUCUCCACUCGUGUAGCAAAGAUCAACUUAGAGGCCCCCUACACAAGUCUGUCUGGGAGACGUGCCUCACAGGACGGUGUUGUAGCCACUGGCGUCACCUUGCAGGACGGGUCUGUCAUUGCAGCAAGGAAGGAGGUAAUCCUCUCAGCUGGAUCGCUUCAAAGCCCGGGAAUUCUGGAGCUCUCCGGUAUCGGACAGAAAGACGUGCUUGACGCAGUGGGUAUUGGGCAACUCGUUGACCUUCCCGGUGUUGGCGAGAACUUACAAGUUUCGUAUCAACUGAAACCUGGCUACAAGUCACUUGAUAUCUUCAAAUAUAACGCCACCUACGCAGCCGAGCAACUGACGCUUUGGGAGAACGGACAACCUUCUCGAUAUGACGACGGUCUUACCACCAUUGCAUUCCUGAACUGGAAGCAGCUAUUGGGAGAUGACACCGCACUAGUUGAUCUGGCCGUUCAAGAUUUCGGCAACUCUACGAACGUUAUCGACCAAGCAAAGCUUUCAUUUCUGUCGGAUUAUUCCGUGCCACAGAUAGAGCUAACACUGAAUGAAAAAACGAACACGGGGAGCUAUCCUCCGCCGGAUGAUCCUCUGUAUGGCUCUGAUUUCGUCAACAUUAACGGAAUCGCGAUGCGGCCUUUGACCCGGGGCAGUGUGCACAUUCAGUCGCCCAACAUCAGCCAGAGCCCAGUAAUAGAUCCCCGGUACUUGUCCAACGCCUAUGACCUGCAGAGUCUGGUUGAGGCAGCCAAGUUCGGGCGCAAGAUGGCCCAGACCGAGCCCCUGGCAAGUCUGCUUGUCGGCGAGUACGCGCCAGGGCUUUCGGCGGUUCGCACCGACGAGGAGUGGGCCGCGUACGCGCGGAAAGCGAUGCGCACCAUAUACCACUACUCUGUACUUGUGGCAUCGCACACGCAGACCGUGACUUAUGGGAUCGCGGAGAGAGCCGCUGAGAUUAUCAUUGAAGAUUAUCAAGGACUGUAG